GUGACCCCUGCCCGGCGACGACGGCAACCCGCCGUGGCGGCCCGACGAGAUGUACCAUUAAAGCAGGAGGCAAACGUUUCGUAGACUCCACCUGUUUGCUUGCGACUGAGUCGUGCUCUCAAUUCUUAGUCUAGCCUGUGCUUGCGUUCUGUUCUUUUUCCUAGGGAGCGAUCCAGAAGCGUGGUCAUGCACGGCUCUCUGACAUGAAGACGUUUCAACUUGUGCGGUCCGCGUCUGUCUAGGGGAGAAACGAAGAGAAGAGGGGGGUGAACGUGGAACUCACAUUUGCGCUAAAUUCCAAGGCCAGCAGAUCACUGAGGGGCAACAACGGCCAACCUCGGGUUGGGGGACCCUCUGUCGUACCACGCUGUCAACAACAAUAAUGCCUUGAGCUAUUCCUGUCAUCGGCGGUACUUUCGGAUGUUCCCACAAAUAUGAGCAAGGUCAUCUCGGACGCUUUUUCGAGGUGGGAAGUGGUAUCGCAAGGGAUUGUCUUAGGCGGGGUCACCUUGUUAUCUCUGUUAACAUUGGGAAUCUUAUACGGCAUCUAUAAUGCUUUCAUUCAUCCUCUCCGACAAUAUCCAGGACCACUGCUCUGGGGAGCUUUCCGCUUUCCCUAUGUCGUCGCGGUACACAGCGGUGACAUGCACCGGCGACUGAAGGUAUUCCAUGACAAGUAUGGACCUAUCGUUCGCAUCGCACCCAAUGAACUUUCCUAUGCCGAUGCUGCCGCAUGGAAAGACAUCUACGGUAAUCGUCCUGGCCACCAGCCAUUCGAGCGCAAUCGCACCUGGUUUAGGAAGAUGUCUCCUGAUGAGCCACACUCAAUGAUGGGAUACAGCGAAGAGGCACAUGCUCGACAAAAACGAGCGUUUGCCAACUCGUUCUCUGAGAAGAGUUUACGGGAUCAGUCACCCGUCAUCGAAAACUACAUUGAUAGAUUCAUUGGCCAGCUCAGAGCUCGCAGUUCAGGGCAGCAAUGGACAAAGAAGACUGUUGAUCUAUCUCAAUGGUUUGUUUUUUUAAUGUUUGACAUUUCAGGAGACCUUUCUUUUGGAGAAUCCUUCGGGUGCCUCUCAACUGGGAAAGCGCAUCCUUGGGUGGAGAUCGCGCAGGACUUCGGCAAAGGCCUAUCCCUCAUAGCAUCGGUCAAUCUGUACCGACCUGUCGACAAGCUUUUACGCUACGUGAUUCCGAAGCACAUUCGACAACGACAUAUUGCGCAUCGCGAGAUGAGUGCAGCUAUGGCCAAGAAGAGAUUAUCUUCAAAAGUAGAGCGACCAGACUGGGUCACCCCAGCGAAGAACUAUGCCGACUCCAAAGAUGUUCUAUCAGAAGGAGAAUGGGCGAUAAAUAUGACUAUCAUCAUAUUCGCCGGCGCAGAGACCACUGCAAGCGCAUUAUGCGCGAUCACGAGACACUUACUACAGAACCGUGGUGCGCUGCAUCGAGUAACAGAGGAGAUACGGUCCACAUUUGCGACCGAGAGCGAGAUUAAGAUCGCUUCCACAGGGAGUCUGCCUUAUCUUAAUGCUGUCAUCAACGAAAGCUUGCGAAUUGCACCCCCUGCCGUCAUUGGUGUUCCAAGAUUGGUACCCAAGGGAGGCGACACAGUCUGCGGUCGUCUAUCUCUCACAACAAUCAUAGACAUACGUGGCUUACAAUCAAUACCCGGCAAACCGCCAGGAGCGCAACUUUCACCACCCGAAUUCGUUCCUGCCCGAACGCUUUCUCGGUCCGAAGUCUGA
Molecule: messenger RNA, 1748 nt
Organism: Paraphaeosphaeria sporulosa
Lineage: Eukaryota; Fungi; Ascomycota; Dothideomycetes; Pleosporales; Didymosphaeriaceae
Product: cytochrome P450
Exons: 3
Coding region: 435-1748 (437 amino acids)
Molecular function (GO): monooxygenase activity; iron ion binding; heme binding
Source: RefSeq, a predicted model, not a curated record